This is a messenger RNA of Gymnodraco acuticeps, 2940 nucleotides long. It is a transcript of the gene dnai1.2, whose product is annotated as dynein, axonemal, intermediate chain 1, paralog 2. The transcript has 20 exons. The record is from RefSeq and is a predicted model, not a curated record. Lineage: Eukaryota; Metazoa; Chordata; Actinopteri; Perciformes; Bathydraconidae. Gene Ontology annotation, molecular function: dynein light chain binding; dynein heavy chain binding. The coding region runs from base 143 to 2227 and encodes 694 amino acids. Gene Ontology annotation, cellular component: outer dynein arm. Gene Ontology annotation, biological process: outer dynein arm assembly; cilium movement.
GGAGCGAGUGUGCUGUUUCUUUUAGCUAACUGACGUUACCUAUUUAGAAGAUUAUUUUUUACUUUGUGUAGUAGUGCUGUGUUUUGUCAAAGCUUAACAGCUGAAUCGUUUGUCAAGUCAGUAAACUGGUUUCUUUUUUUAAAUGCCAAAUAACGUUGCCGCAUCAAUGAGAAAGGGGUCAACGGUUCAGAAGGUACUUUUACCUGGUGCUAAGUUAACCAAAGCAGCAAGCAAGAAAAAGGAUGAGGACGAGGAUCCGGGCGAAGGAUGGGACGAGUGGGCCCAAGGGAAAGCUCUUAUUAAGCCCCCCAAUCAACUGGAGCUCUCUGAGGCUGAGCUGAAAGAGGAAAUCACAAGGAUCCUGACUGCAAACAACCCACAUGCCCCCCAAAAUAUUGUGCGCUACAGCUUUAAGGAACGUUCCUACAAGCCUACCAGUGCUGUGGAUCAGAUGGCUGUUCACUUUGUUUUGGAGGGCAGCCUUUUGCAUGAAGACUCUGAUGAGGCUCGUAGACUGAGGGCCAAGGAGGGUCUCCCUGAGGAAACUGCAACAGUCGAUACUGGAGUGGAACCUGAUGAGGAGGAACCAGAAACAUCGGAUACACCCGUAGAGGAUGGACGGGAAGUGGAGGAAGCAGGAGAAGAGGACAGACCAGACAGUGUCGCCUCUAAAACCGACAGGAAGGAGCCAAAAGUUACUAACCAGUUCAACUUCAGUGAGAGGGCCUCCCAGACCCUCAACAACCCACUGCGGGAAAGAAGCUGCCAGACUGAUCCUCCUCCACGCGGCACCUUCACCGCCACAGCUACUCAGUGGGACAUCUAUGAUGCGUAUGUGGAGGAGCUGCAGAAACAAGAAACCAAUAAAGAGAAGCAGAAGGCUGUAGCAUCAAAGAAAGAUAAUGACAAAGGCAAAAAGAAGACGCUGCUGAUGGAGACUCAGACUGAUGACAUCACCAAAGUGGGAAAGGCGUCCAAGAUCUUUGAACGAAUGGUCAAUCAGAACACUUUUGAUGACAUAGCUCAAGAUUUCAAAUACUUUGAGGACGCUUCUGAUGAGUUCAGGGACCAGGAGGGCACCCUUCUCCCUCUGUGGAAGUUUCAAUAUGACAAAGCUAAGAGACUGUCUGUCACUGCCCUCUGCUGGAAUAAGAAAUAUCAGGACCUUUUUGCUGUGGGAAUGGGAUCGUACGACUUCAGUAAGCAGGGGCGUGGCAUGCUAGUCUACUACUCCUUGAAGAACUCUGCCUACCCAGAGUUCAUCUAUCCCACCCCUUCUGGCGUCCUCUGCCUCGACAUCCAUGAGCAGCAUUCCUACCUGGUGGCCGUUGGCUUCUAUGACGGCUGUGUGGCUGUCUACAACAACAAGGAGGAUGGAUCGGAGCCUAUGUAUAAGAGUACAGCUAAGACUGGCAAGCACACAGACCCCGUAUGGCAGGUGCGCUGGCAGAGCGAUGACAUGGACAAUAACCACAAUUUCUGUUCAGUGUCAUCUGAUGGACGAGUUGUGUCCUGGACUCUAGUCAAGAAUGAGCUGGUCUUUACAGAUAUUAUCAGGCUGUCACUGAAUGCUGCGGUCUCCGAGGGCCCGGAACAGCAGCCUGGCAUCGCCUGUGGUACCUCGUUUGACUUCCAUAAGCAGAUCGACUAUCUCUUCCUUGUUGGCACCGAGGAGGGAAAAAUACACAAGUGCUCCAAGACGUACUCAAGCCAGUUCCUGGAGACAUAUAACGCCCACAGCAUGGCAGUGGAUGCAGUGAAGUGGAACCACUUCCACCCCAAGGUUUUCAUCUCCUGCAGUUCAGACUGGACCGUCAAAAUCUGGGAACAUACCAUCAACACUCCCAUGUUCACCUUUGAUCUGAAUGCAGCAGUUGGUGAUGUUGCCUGGUCUCCAUACUCCUCCACUGUUUUCGCCGCUGUCACAACAGACGCAACGGUCCAUAUCUUUGAUCUCAGCAUCAACAAAUAUGAGGCCAUCUGCCAGCAGCCAGUGGUGGCCAAAAAGAAGACCAAGCUGACUCACAUCGAGUUUAAUCCCAUCUAUCCUAUCAUCAUAGUGGGCGAUGACCGAGGCUACGUCAGCAGCCUCAAACUCUCCCCGAACCUCCGCAAGAAACCCAAGGUCAAGAAGGGUCAGGAUCAGCCUAAGGAUUCCGAAAUGGAAGAAGCCAAGAUGGAGAAGCUCCUCAGUCUGCUGAGGGAACCGGAGCAAAGCACAGUUUAACACGGCAACAUGGUACAAUCUUUCUUUAUCAUUCAUAAAAAAGACGGUUCAGUUGCUCAGUGUGUGCAACAGUAAACAGCAUUUCAAGAAAAAUCGAUUUGUUUGAGUUUAUUAAAAACGUUUUCAUGUCAUCUCUCUUAAGCUGUCAAUACAUCAUAUUCAGUUAAUAAUGCAUUUAUUCAUACUGCAGUACAUCAAACAGGCAACGUUAGAAUUCCAAUGCAUUGACUGACCUCUUCUGCAGGAUGUAUUAAACACGUUCAGUAUGUAUUGUACAAGUUAAUUAAGCUAAAAAGUGGAGGGGGUGAGUUACUGCGAGUUAGAGAUAAAUGAGCGUAAUAGAUUAAGCAUUUAUGGAACAUAUCCAGACAAACUAUCUUGGAUGGCACACGCCGUCCUGGGCAGCGGUCCAGCUCGAAGAUAUCCCAUCUACGGAGAGAACUUUGCUUUGAGUCAUGGCUGUCUCUAUCUUUAUUUUGCCUUUUCCUCCAUUCCUCUCGGUCCUAAUGAUCUUGUCCUUCAGUAAAGCACCACCCAGUGCUCUGAAGCUCAACUGGAAUCAAAUGCUGCCACAGUGCUGUCUUUCUUCCCCCCCUCUGCUACAGAGAAAUCCUCUGCCCUUCACAUCUUCCUGCGAACACAUGCAGCACUCUCUCCCUUAAGUGUGAUUCAUUACUUCGAUGGCUGCUCCAUCACCUUAUUUUUAAAGACAA